Selaginella moellendorffii is the source of this 2363-nucleotide messenger RNA. RefSeq names its product pentatricopeptide repeat-containing protein At1g11290, chloroplastic. The record is from RefSeq and is a predicted model, not a curated record. The coding region runs from base 171 to 1985 and encodes 604 amino acids. NCBI's taxonomy places the organism in Eukaryota, Viridiplantae, Streptophyta, Lycopodiopsida, Selaginellales, Selaginellaceae. The transcript has 2 exons. Gene Ontology annotation, molecular function: protein binding; RNA binding. Gene Ontology annotation, biological process: RNA modification.
UUCUUCCUUCACGGGACGAUUGCGAGCUCCAGUGCUUUUGCCCUACUACAGGAAGCUCAUACUCUCGAUUCUUGGCAUCGCAACUAGCGCUAGCGAUCAAUGGUUUCGCUCUGUGCUUUACUGAUGCCCACAGCGAAGUCGCCUCUGAUUUCCAGCAGUAGCGCCGCUCAAUGGCUUCUUCUGCCCUACACACGAGGCUACACUUGCGAGAUCUCGAUCAAUCGAAGAAACCCAUUGUUCUAGCCAUGCCCUUCUCUGUUCCAGGAGCUCCCGGAGGGAAAGAUCUCAAAUGCGGAGCUGCCGUAUUUGAUCAGCCCGCGCUGCCCUUGAUCCGAGAGCCGCGCCCUCGCAUUCGUGAGCUUCACGAUGCCGUGAGGAUCAAUCUCCUGCCUGGCGCCCGUGCCGAAUUCUCGGCUUACUCCUGGUUCCUCCAAGAAUGUGGCAGACUCAAUGCCCUCGCGGCGGGCAAGCUCGUCCACGCUCACAUUCGAUCGAUGCGGCUGGAACACGACCGAUUUCUUGGCAAUCUCGUGGUGGAUAUGUAUGGACGGUGUGGGCGAUUGGAUGAGGCGGCCGCGGCGUUCCAAGAGAUCCACGAGAAGAAUGUAUUCUCCUGGAACAUCUGGAUUGGAGCAAAUGCCAUGAAUGGGCAAUCCAUGGCGGCACUGGAGCUCCUCAAGAAAAUGGAGCUACACGGUAUCAAGGCCACUAGGGUUACGUUCUUGAAUGCUCUAUCGGCAUGCGCCGCCCCGGAGCUCCUCGCCCAGGCGCGAUCGAUCGUCGAGAAGAUCACUGCCGCUGGAAUGGAUCGCGACGUCCUCGUCGCCACGGCCGUGGUGAGCGCGUACGCGCGAUGUGGCGCCAUGGCCAGCGCCAGGGAGGUCUUCGAUGCCAUGCCCGCCCGAAAUAUCGUCUCCUGGAACGCGAUGAUCGAGGCCUACGCGCAGCACGGCCGAGGCGCCGACGCGAUCGCGGUAUUUCGGCUCUUGGAGCUGGAAGGUACGUUCCAAGCGAACAAGAUCACAUUCCUGGCACUGAUCGAGGCUUGUUCUUGCUCCUGGCAGGGAAAUCUCGGUACCGGGAGGCUCUUUCACCAUCGCGCCAUUGCCAGUGGCUUCCAUACGGACGAAUCUCUCAAGAACAGCCUGGUCAACAUGUACUCCAAGUGUGGCAGCGUGGAAGAGGCGAGACAAGUCUUCGAUUCCAUCGCUCCCAGGACAGCGAUCUCCUGCAGCGUGAUGAUCACGACCCUGGCACAGAAUGGCUUCUAUCGAGAGGCGCUAGAGCUCUACCGGGAGAUGCAAGAAGAGGGACUGGAGUCCAACAACAUGACGUUCCUUAGCUUGCUGGAAGCCAGCGCCCAUCUCACGGCCUUGGGCCAGGGACGAAGAAUCCACGCCAGUAUCAUCGACUAUGGGCUCGCCAGAGACCUCUUGAUCCAGACAGCGCUCGUCUACAUGUAUGGGAAGUGUGCUAGCUUGGACGAGGCAAGGGAGGUGUUUGAGAGCAUGGAAAGGAAGAAUGUGGUGGCCUGGACGUCGAUCAUCGCUGCUUACUCCCAGCACGGCCACUGCGAAGAAUCGCUGGAGCUCUUCCGGAGGAUGGCUCUCGAUGGGGUGAUGCCCAACGAGGUGACUUAUGGAACGCUCUUGUCUACGUGUAGCCACGCUGGGCUCGUGGACGAGGCCUACGACAACUUUGUGGAGAUGAAGAACCCCAGGUUGACGCACUAUAGGUGCAUGGUGGAUGCGCUUGGGCGAGCCGGGAAGCUGGACGAGGCCGAGGAUCUCUUGAACAACAUGCCCUUUGAGCCGGACUCGGUAGCGUGGGUGCUCUUCUUGGGAGCUUGUAAGACGCACGGCAGCAUCGAGAGGGGCUCUCGGGCAGCGGAGAGCAUCCGCGAGGUGGCUCCGGAAUCGAGAUUGAUACACGAGAUGAAGUGUACUGUAAGACACAGGGCAGCAUUGAGAGAGGCCCUCGGGUAGCGGAGAGCUUCCGCGAGGUGGCUCCGGAAUCGGUGAGUGCUGGUCCGUUUGUGAUGGUUUCUAAUAUCUAUGUAGGCGAUGCUGUGCACGAGUUCGUGUCGCGGGAUGAUUCUCACUCUUGCAGAGGUUGAUACGCGAGAUGCGUGAUCAUUUGGGAUGUGUUCCUUAUACCACCGGUGUUCUUCACGACGUCAGCCAGGAGCAAAAGGAAGAGAUGGUCAAGCAUCACAGCGAGAAGUCGGUGAUUGCGUUUGGAUUGAUCAGCACUGUGCCAGGGACGACCAUCCGGGUAAUGAAGAACUUGAGAGUUUCUUUGGAUUGUCACACUUGUUUCAGGUGCAUUUCCAGGAUUUCCAAGAGGAAGAUUAUUUUGUGUGA